Vicia faba (fava bean) is the source of this 636-nucleotide messenger RNA. NCBI's taxonomy places the organism in Eukaryota, Viridiplantae, Streptophyta, Magnoliopsida, Fabales, Fabaceae. The record is from the annotation of a GenBank genome assembly.
AUGUCGUCCGCCGUCCACGUCAUCCGCCGUCCACGUCGUCCAAGUCCCGUUGCCGUGACGGAAAAGGAUGUAGCUAGGGACGACGAGUCCAGAUUCCAGAAUCCAAUUUUGAGCAUGCUGGACUCCAAAUUGGGCGGGUUAUUGGCUGAAGCCUCGUUCGAAGAGGACUUCGCCGGAAAAGUUGGACAGUCAACGGUUCUCCGAAUUGCAGCUGAAAUUGGAUCCAAGAGAGUCGCCUUGCUUGGCCUUGGAGCUUCUGCUUCUGGUCCGGCCGCCUUUAAAGGCCUUGGUGAGGCUGUUGCUGCAGCUGCUAAGUCCGCUCAGGCUGUUCACGUCGCUGUCGUUUUAGCUUCUUCUUCUCAAGGACUCUCUUCCCUUAACACUGCCUCUGCAAUCGCCACUGUGACCAUUCUGGGAACAUUUGAGGAUACCAGGUACAAGACGGAGUCGAAGAAAUCGUUCCUUAAAUCAGUUGACAUUAUUGGUCUCGGAACUGGGCCUGAAGUGGAGAAGAAACUUAAGUAUGCAGGAGACGUUUCUUCUGGAGUCCUUCUUGGAAGGGAGCUUAUAAAUUCUCCACCUAAUGUUCUCACACCAGGUUCAUAUCAAAUUUCUGAUAUUGUUUUUAACUUUUAG